AUGUAUGCCCUUAUUGCCGCGGGCAGUGAAGUUGAAAGGGAAGAUGACCACAACUGGGUGUUGGACCGCUGGAUAACAAUCCAGUCUCGCCUAAUGCUCGGCAGCGCGGAUCGAUCCCUCCAGGUCUUGCGGGAGGUGUGGAAUUGCCGUGACGCCAUCAAGGGCGAUAGACAGCAGCAUAAUAUUGGAAACAAUAACAGGGCUAGUUCCUUAUCAAAUGACGACAGAAACAAAAUCAAGACCACGCAAAGACCAGUUGAGCCGCAAUUCUCCUCAUCUUCAGCCAGGCAUGAAAUAUCGCUGCGAGGAUCUGCUAUCGCGCCGUUAGAGAAAAUUGAAGUUGAGAGAACAGUUCGCGGCAGACUGCAUUGGGUGAAUGUCAUGGCAGAAUGGGGCUGGGAAAUGUUCAUUGGCUAG
Molecule: messenger RNA, 417 nt
Organism: Penicillium riverlandense
Lineage: Eukaryota; Fungi; Ascomycota; Eurotiomycetes; Eurotiales; Aspergillaceae
Product: transcriptional regulator family TF
Exons: 3
Coding region: 1-417 (138 amino acids)
Source: RefSeq, a predicted model, not a curated record